This is a messenger RNA of Cavia porcellus (domestic guinea pig), 2364 nucleotides long. It is a transcript of the gene Rcor2, whose product is annotated as REST corepressor 2. Gene Ontology annotation, biological process: negative regulation of DNA-templated transcription; regulation of transcription by RNA polymerase II. The transcript has 13 exons. Gene Ontology annotation, cellular component: histone deacetylase complex; transcription regulator complex. Bases 279 to 1853 code for a protein of 524 amino acids. Gene Ontology annotation, molecular function: transcription corepressor activity. Lineage: Eukaryota; Metazoa; Chordata; Mammalia; Rodentia; Caviidae. The record is from RefSeq and is a predicted model, not a curated record.
UUGGGCUCGAUUUGAGGCAGCCUGCAUGCUGGCUUGCAGUCUUCAAAAAGAAGGCGCUGUUGUCUCCCUCCUGGGGGAAGGAUGAGGACUCCAGAGCCAAAAUAGCAGGGAGGACCUUCCCGGGAGACCUGCGGCCCCUACUCAGCUUGCAGGUGGCCUCAGGGAGCCUCAGUGGCGACCUCUCCAGGUCGGGCCGGGGAAGGCAGUCGAGGCGAACGCGGACUCCGCCGUCGCUCUCCGCGGGCCCCCGCGCACCCCCGGGGCAGCCGGGCAGGGUAAUGCCUGCGGUGAUGGAGAAGCCGAGUGCGGGCUCCGGGAUCCUGUCCCGCAGCCGGGCCAAGACGGCGCCCAACGGCGGCCAGCCGCCCUCUGAGGAUGACAGCAGUGAGGAGGAGCACUCGCACGACAGCAUGAUCCGCGUUGGAACCAAUUACCAGGCCGUAAUUCCAGAGUGCAAGCCUGAGAGCCCAGCGCGCUACAGUAACAAGGAGCUGAAGGGGAUGCUGGUGUGGUCACCCAACCACUGUGUGUCAGACGCCAAGCUUGAUAAGUACAUUGCAAUGGCCAAGGAGAAGCACGGCUACAACAUUGAGCAGGCACUGGGCAUGCUUCUCUGGCAUAAGCACGAUGUGGAGAAAUCCCUGGCUGACCUGGCCAACUUCACCCCUUUCCCUGACGAGUGGACUGUGGAGGACAAGGUGUUGUUUGAGCAGGCCUUUGGCUUCCACGGCAAGUGCUUCCAGCGGAUCCAGCAGAUGCUGCCAGACAAGCUGAUUCCCAGCCUGGUAAAGUAUUACUACUCCUGGAAGAAGACCCGCAGCCGGACCAGUGUGAUGGACAGGCAGGCACGGCGCCUAGGUGGCCGCAAGGACAAGGAGGACAGCAGCGAUGAGCUUGAAGAGGGGCGAGGAGCCGUGAGUGAGGGAGAGCCAGAUGCCGGAGACCCCAAGAGAGAGCCUCUGCCCUCUCGGCCCCUGAAUGCACGCCCAGGCCCAGGGAAGAAAGAGGUCCAGGUGUCUCAGUAUCGCCACCACCCCCUGAGAACUCGGCGACGUCCACCCAAGGGCAUGUACCUGAGCCCUGAGGGUCUCACUGCGGUGUCAGGAAGCCCGGAUCUUGCCAACCUCACUCUCCGUGGUCUUGACUCCCAGCUCAUCUCUCUUAAGCGCCAGGUGCAGAGCAUGAAGCAGACCAACAGCAGCCUCCGGCAAGCCCUGGAGGGCGGCAUAGACCCACUGCGCCCCCCUGAGGCCAACACCAAGUUCAACUCCCGCUGGACCACAGAUGAGCAGCUUUUGGCUGUGCAAGCCAUCCGUAGAUAUGGCAAAGACUUUGGGGCUAUUGCAGAGGUGAUUGGGAAUAAGACUCUGACCCAGGUGAAGACAUUCUUCGUGAGCUACCGGCGUCGCUUCAACCUGGAGGAGGUGCUGCAGGAAUGGGAGGCUGAGCAGGAUGGGGCCCCUGGAGCCCCAGUCCCCAUGGAGGAGACUAGGAGAGGGGCUCCCUUGCCAGCCCCAGCUCUAGAGGAAGAUGAUGAGGUCCAGAUCACCUCUGUCUCAACCUCCGUGCCUCGACUGGUGCCUCCUGCACCCCCACCCCCUCCGCUGCCCACCUCGCUGUCUCAGCCGCCCCCACUGCUGAGGCCACCUCUGCCCACAGCGCCCACCCUGCUUCGCCAGCCACCCCCACUGCAGCAGGGUCGCUUCCUGCAGCCACGGCUGGCCCCCAACCAGCCCCCGCCACCUCUCAUCCGCCCAGCCCUGGCUGCCUCCCGCCACAGUGCUCGGCCAGGCCCUCAGCCCCCACCCACCCUGAUUGGAGCCUCCCUGGAGCCUCCUGCCCCCUCACUCUGAGCCCUGAGCUCCUGCACCACCCAAAAGCUGCGGAGCCUCUGCUAGACACCCUGGGGUGCCUCCUAGUCCUGAGGACAGAAGCCACAAGGGCUCACAACAGGUCUUUUAACAGACCCAGAGCUUUUGGUCAGCACAGCCCGGUCUGGGGGCACCGCAGGGGCCUCGGUCAAGGGCUGUGGAUUCCUGGCGGGAAUGGCUGCCUUCCUGUCUGCGCGGGCUUGGCCUUUGGGCUCGCCCUGUGUAUGUAGGAGGUAGUGACCUUAGUGUGGGGCUGGGAGGAUGACUCUCUGCUGUCCUUGGUCCCCUUCCCCUCCUUUUAGCAAUAAGCCUGGGUGAAGAGGGAGGGCUGGGGGAGGUGGCAGGAAGUCUGUCCUCAAGGCCAGGUGCCUGCUGGGGACCUGAGGCUGCCCACCUGCCUCCCUCCCCAGGCUGCAAGGAAAGGGGGCAGGGGACUUAUAAAAACGUGGGUCUAUUUUUCAAUGUUUUUAAAAAAUAAACAAAUGCAACCUCC